This is a messenger RNA of Otolemur garnettii (small-eared galago), 2762 nucleotides long. RefSeq names its product glucokinase (gene GCK). Gene Ontology annotation, molecular function: ATP binding; glucokinase activity; fructokinase activity. Bases 145 to 1653 code for a protein of 502 amino acids. Lineage: Eukaryota; Metazoa; Chordata; Mammalia; Primates; Galagidae. Gene Ontology annotation, cellular component: mitochondrion; cytosol. The transcript is spliced from 9 exons. Gene Ontology annotation, biological process: regulation of insulin secretion; glucose 6-phosphate metabolic process; glycolytic process. The record is from RefSeq and is a predicted model, not a curated record.
CUGUCAGUACAGAAGUUCUGGGCUGCCUGCCUCAGGCAACUCACCGGCCAGUCAGCUCUCACCUACCAUAGCCACGCUCCAGACCUCAGUGGGGCAGGAGCAUUUCUACCUCCCCAAAUACCUGCCACUUGGCCCCUCGGAGAGAUGGCAGUGGAUACCACAAGAAGCCAAGCCCAGACAGCUUUGACUCUGGUGGAACAGAUCCUGGCAGAGUUCCAGCUGCAGGAGGAGGACUUGAAGAAAGUGAUGAGACGAAUGCAGAAGGAGAUGGACCGUGGCCUAAAGCUAGAGACCCACGAGGAGGCCAGUGUGAAGAUGUUGCCCACUUACGUGCGCUCCACCCCAGAAGGCUCAGAAGUUGGGGACUUCCUCUCCCUGGACCUGGGCGGCACCAACUUCAGGGUGAUGCUGGUUAAGGUGGGGGAGGGUGAGGCGGGGCAGUGGAGCGUGAAGACCAAGCACCAGAUGUACUCCAUCCCCGAGGACGCUAUGACGGGCACAGCCGAAAUGCUCUUUGACUACAUCUCCGAGUGCAUCUCUGACUUCCUGGACAAGCAUCAGAUGAAGCACAAGAAGCUGCCCCUGGGUUUCACCUUCUCCUUUCCUGUGAGGCAUGAAGACAUUGACAAGGGCAUCCUUCUCAACUGGACCAAGGGCUUCAAAGCCUCGGGAGCAGAGGGGAACAACAUCGUGGGGCUUCUACGGGAUGCCAUCAAACGGAGAGGAGUGAGGGAGCAUCUGUGCCUUCCCAGGGGCUGCCCUGGACCCCACCAUACCAGCACUGCUGGCAUAUCUCCCAUCCCCCAUCGCCCCACCCUCUGUGCUUCUUGGCAGGACUUUGAGAUGGAUGUAGUGGCGAUGGUAAAUGACACGGUGGCCACAAUGAUCUCCUGCUACUAUGAAGACCGCCAGUGUGAGGUCGGCAUGAUUGUGGGCACAGGCUGCAAUGCCUGCUACAUGGAAGAGAUGCAGAAUGUGGAGCUGGUGGAAGGGGACGAGGGCCGAAUGUGUGUCAACACCGAGUGGGGCGCCUUCGGAGACUCUGGCGAGCUGGACGAGUUCCUGCUGGAGUAUGACCGCCUGGUGGACGAGAGCUCCGCGAACCCCGGUCAGCAGCUGUACGAGAAGCUCAUCGGCGGCAAGUACAUGGGCGAGCUGGUGCGGCUCGUGCUACUCAGGCUAGUGGACGAGAACUUGCUCUUUCAAGGGGAGGCUUCUGAGCAGCUGCGCACGCGCGGUGCCUUUGAAACGCGCUUCGUGUCACAGGUGGAGAGCGACUCGGGAGACUACAAGCAAAUCCACAACAUCCUGAGCACACUGGGGCUUCGGCCCUCCACCACCGACUGUGACAUCGUGCGCCGUGCCUGUGAGAGCGUGUCCACGCGCGCCGCACACAUGUGCUCGGCCGGGUUAGCGGGCGUCAUCAACCGCAUGCGCGAGAGCCGCAGCGAGGAGGUGAUGCGCAUUACCGUGGGUGUGGACGGCUCCGUAUACAAGCUGCACCCCAGCUUCAAGGAGCGGUUCCACGCCAGCGUGCGCCGGUUGACGCCCAGCUGCGAGAUCACCUUCAUCCAGUCAGAGGAGGGCAGCGGCCGGGGGGCGGCCCUGGUCUCCGCAGUGGCCUGUAAAAAGGCCUGCAUGCUGGGACAGUGAGAGCAGAGGCCACAGGGGCUGGGAGGAGGCGGCGGCCCACUGGACCUGGACCCCAAGGGGACAGCACUUCCCACAGGUGCUCCCAGCCUGGCCUAGGCAGAAGGCCUGGUCAUGUCAGAACCCUGGACACCUCCCAGUCCCAACAGGGAAGGAGGAACCCAGCAGGCCUCUUCUUUGAGUCAGUCAGUGGGACAGACCCAGGGCCUGGACUGGUCAGGGGGAUGGGGCACAAGAACAGAUUCCUGCAGCUCCUCUCCUUUCUUGCUGGAAUCAGCUACCCAGACCGGAGUUGCUCACUCAGGACUUCCUUGCCUCUCCACACUGGCAGCCUCUCAGAGUUGUCAGCUUGGCUUGGGCACCAGCUCUCAGAAGGGGGUGCCCUCUGGACCCUUCUGUGGCCUGACUCCCCUUGAAGUGCCUCCUAUGGGAAGGCAGCUACAGCAACUCUGCCAUGCCUAGGCCUGGGCCCCACAAGAGCCAAGGGCAGCUGACACCCAGGCCUGGUUGUUCUCUUGCCUGUGGCUUAAGAGGUCCAAGAAGCAAUGGGUGGACGCUCCAUGGAGGAGGUAUCCCAGGCUGUGGGUACCCCCAGAGACCUUUUCCCAUGCUUAACGCCCAUCCAGAAUGGUUUGUGCUUCUGGGAUAAACCCUCACAGCAGUUGCAAGAGACAGAACCCCAAGGCCCUUGCUAUGAAGGGGAGGAGGACCAGCCCUUCACUGGCAAGAGCCCCCUACCUGCUUCCAAAGGCAGGGUGGCAUCUUCAGCUCCCAUGGCACUGGCUCAGGAAGAAUGGUUUAUGCUUCUGGGAUGAACCGUCACAGCAGUUGCCAGAGACAGAGCCCCGAAGCCCUUGCCAUGAAGGGGAGGAGGACCAGCCCUUCACUGUCAGGAGCCCCCUACCUACUUCCAAAGACAGGGUGGUAUCUUCAGCUCCCAUGGCACUGGUUCAGGAAGAAGCCCCAAACAGCGCUCAGCACACCCCCUGGGGGCCACCCAAGCCCUUCCUCUUGUCCUCACCAGACCUCUCAUAUGCCAUGCCACCUUCUCCAUGCCUGGCUGUGGGCAUGGACUGUGUGGGUUUUUUAAUUAAAAAUUUAAAAGUUUUAAA